CUCCCAAAAUAUUGCCUACCAAGGUGCCCGUUGUUCUAUAUAAUAAACUUUGGUAAGGAAAAUGUAUGCUCAAGUUUCAGCAGUAGCUUCCCCAACCAAAAAUGAUAUGCCACAAACUGUUCGUCGAUCAGCAAAUUAUCAACCUAGCAUUUGGGGUGAUCGUUUCCUCACAUAUGGUGCUGAGUUCUUGGAAACUGAGGACAAUUUGAAGCAACAAGUUCAAGAAUUGAAGGAAGAGGUGUGGUCAAUGCUAACAUCUCCAGUUGAGAAGCCCUCACAAAAACUAAACUUGAUUGAUGCACUUCAGCGCUUAGGCGUGUCUUACCAUUUUGAAAAUGAAAUUGAAGAAACUUUGCAACAAUUACAUAUGACGCUUCAUGAUAGUGAUGACCAAGAAAAUGAUGAUGACCUUUAUAUUGUUGCUCUCCAAUUUCGAUUACUUAGACAACAAGGCUAUAACAUUUCAAGUGAAAAGUUCACCAAGUUCAAGGAUAGCAAGGGGAAUUUCAAAGAAUCACUUAUCGAUGAAACGCGGGCAAUGUUAAGCUUGUAUGAGGCCACACAUGUCAGGGUCCACGGGGAAGAUAUACUAGAUGAAGCUCUUAUAUUCACUACCACACAUCUUGAGUUUGUAGCAUCAAACUUAAGCACUCCACUAGCUGCACAAGUAAGCCAUGCCUUAAAGCAACCUAUCCGCAAAGGACUACCAAGGUUAGAGGCAAGGCAUUACUUUUCUAUCUACCAAGAAGAUCCUUCACAUGAUAAAGUUCUUCUUACCUUUGCAAAGUUAGAUUUCAACCUAUUGCAGAAAAUGCACCAGAAAGAACUUUCUGAUAUUGCAAGGUGGUGGAAAGAGCUAAACUUUUCCAAGAAGUUGCCCUUCAUUAGAGACAGAGUGAUUGAGUGUUACUUCUGGAUAUUGGGAGUGUACUUCGAGCCUAAAUAUUUCCUUGCUAGAAGAAUACUAACCAAAGUGAUAGCCAUGACCUCGAUUAUUGAUGACAUCUAUGAUGUGUAUGGCACACUUGAAGAGAUUGAGGUCUUUACUAAAGCAAUCGAGAGGUGGGACAUUAGUGCCACUGAUCAACUUCCGGAGUACAUGAAAGUGUGUUACAAAGCACUCCUAGACGUUUAUUGUGAGAUGGAAGAAAAAAUAGGUGAAGGAAGAUCAUACCGCAUUAGACAUGCAAUAGAAGCAAUGAAGAAUCAAGUUCGAGCUUACUUUGAUGAAGCCAAAUGGUUCCACCAAAAUCACAUACCAACAAUGGACGAAUAUAUGCAGAUUUCACUUGUUACAAGUGGCUAUCCAAUGUUAGCAACCACAUCGUUGGUUGGAAUGGGAGACGUUGUUCCAAAUGAUUGCUUCGAGUGGGUGUCUAGCAACCCCAAAAUAGUCACAGCCUCUGCAGUGGUUAGUAGACUAAUGGAUGACAUAGUGUCACAUAAGUUUGAGCAAGCUAGAGGGCAUGUUGCUUCAGCUGUUGAAUGUUACAUGGCACAAUUUGGUGCAACAGAAGAAGAAGCAAUCAAUGAGUUUCGUAAACAAGUUACAGAUGCAUGGAAGGACAUAAACAAAGAGUGCCUCUACCCAACUACUGUCCCCAUGCCAGUUUUGAUGCGAAUUGUCAACCUUUCACGUGUGAUGGAUGUCGUGUAUAAGGACCAAGAUGGCUACACAAAUGCUGGAAUUGUGCUCAAAGAUUUCAUAAGGUCUAUGCUCAUUGAUCCUGUACCGUUAUAAGCAUGGACCUAUGCAAUAUUGCAAAAACAAUAAUUUGAUAUGGUUAUGUUUCAUGUGUA
Molecule: messenger RNA, 1800 nt
Organism: Quercus robur (English oak)
Lineage: Eukaryota; Viridiplantae; Streptophyta; Magnoliopsida; Fagales; Fagaceae
Product: (-)-germacrene D synthase-like
Exons: 7
Coding region: 62-1741 (559 amino acids)
Biological process (GO): diterpenoid biosynthetic process
Molecular function (GO): magnesium ion binding; terpene synthase activity
Source: RefSeq, a predicted model, not a curated record